AUGAAGUUCCUUGCGACCACCCUCUCCAUCCUCACCCUCUCAAGCGGUGCCCUCGGAUGCACCCGCAAAUGGAUGAAAUUCUACUCGGCUGAGCCCGCCACAACCGACGACCAAGCCAAGUAUAGCGCGGCCUGCGACGACAUCGCCGCGACCAUUGCGGACUUCAGUGCCGCCAACGAGAACAUCUACGGCUCGGACUUCACACAUGAGUUGACCAGCUGUGACGAGCCAGGCUCGACACAUUGGGACCCCUCGUGCUAUUGCAAAGUCUACGCCUGGAGGUUCCACGAGUGGCAGACGACCGAGAACAAGUUCGACCUGGGUGUCUGGAAGAUCAGUUAUGACUGGACACCUGUCGACGACGAGACUGUCGACUGCUAG
This is a messenger RNA of Diaporthe batatas, 381 nucleotides long. RefSeq lists its product as uncharacterized. The transcript is spliced from 2 exons. The coding region runs from base 1 to 381 and encodes 126 amino acids. Lineage: Eukaryota; Fungi; Ascomycota; Sordariomycetes; Diaporthales; Diaporthaceae. The record is from RefSeq and is a predicted model, not a curated record.